Messenger RNA from Durio zibethinus, 876 nucleotides. It is a transcript of the gene RAD52-2, whose product is annotated as cobalt ion-binding protein. Lineage: Eukaryota; Viridiplantae; Streptophyta; Magnoliopsida; Malvales; Malvaceae. Gene Ontology annotation, molecular function: DNA binding. The record is from RefSeq and is a predicted model, not a curated record. Gene Ontology annotation, biological process: double-strand break repair via homologous recombination.
AUCCUAAAAAAAUAGAAGUUUGAAGGGGUUUAGGAGGUUGGUGUAGUACGCAAGCCAAUAAAUAAAUAGGACAGUUAGCAUUUCAAUAAACGAAUUUGGGAAAAAUGGCAUUGCAAUUGCGAAGCAGCGGCGUCUUCUUCUCGCAGCUCUCGUCCGAUACCAACAAUUAUAAUAGCAAUAGGAAUGGGCGGUUGGCACUUUGGGGUGCGGCCAGCGCCAGGGGGAGAGCCCGAUUCAUUGGCCUUGUCCAUUGCAGCAGUAGCGAUGCUAAAAAGGGAGUCCCUAAUUCAAACUACGUAGUGCCUUUGGACAAGUCCUUUUCACCCUCCAACUCCUCCUGCAUCACUCGCCCUCUGGUCGAAAUCCUCCGCGACCUCAAUAAGCGUAUCCCUGAUAACAUCAUUAACCCUUCUUCUAACUCUUCGUCUUCCACCUUCCUCCCCUGGUACCAUGCCAAUCGCAUGUUGAGCUUCUACGCUCCUGGAUGGUGCGGAGAAGUACGUGAUGUUAUAUUCGCUGACAAUGGAACCAUCACUGUUGUAUAUCGACUCACUAUUCGGGGAUCUGAUGGAGAGGCUCAUCGUGAGUCUACUGGCACAGUAUCAUUUAGCGACAUUAACAUCAAAGAUCCUGUUGCUGCAGCAGAAGAAAUAGCUUUCUGCAGGGCAUGUGCUCGAUUUGGUCUUGGCUUGUAUCUUUAUCAUGAAGGAUAGAUGCUAUAGAGAGCAUGGAGGUUGACCUUUCAAAUGUGUCUAGUUCCAGUUUGAGAACUUGGGUUGUACUUAAAUUUCUGCCUUUCCUGUUGGUGUAAAUAAUCAGUUUUAUCAGAUUAUGCAGUUUGGUAUGCGGAAAAACUAAUGUUUCCAUAGAAUCAAA